AAAAAUGCUGUUUUGGAUCUAUAAACUAACAGAGUCACAGCUGUCUUUGCGAAUAGCUUGUUUAAAGAACUGGGUAUCGCACAAGAUUCGAUUAGUACUUAAUACUUUCUGUCUGGUGUUCAUCAACCAUCAUACAUGUUGUUUCUUAGUUAGCUUAAGUAAGCAUAGAAUCUCAGCAUCAUGAGGUUGACAACAAGAAAUCUUGUUUACCUAUCAGCUCUAUCCGGUGUUGUAGCCUCACAAAUGAUCAUGAAAGUGGUGAUGAAUCAGCACAGAAGAAAUAAAUUGACCAAAUUAUUUGAGUGCAAUGCAUGACAUUUGUGUUUUUUAGAACUGCCUAGUUUAAGCGAUUUGUAAUCACUAAGGAAAAGAACUGAACUACAAUUAUUUCAAAGUCUCUAAACGAGCUUCUUCAUUGGUAGUUGUAUCGCCAAAGCUAUGAUUUGGCAAACCAUCAAAUAUUAGCAGAGUUUUUUCCCUUUCCAUACUAGUCAUAUUUGGGGUGCAAUCAGAUGAGUGAUAGAGAGGGAUUAUUUGGGGAUGUGAAGGUUGGCUGCCAAAUUUGGUGUAAGAAGUGGCAUUGGAGAAGUUUGACUAGACAUAUAGCUAACCCAUGGAGCUUGGCUUUUGGUGACCCCUUGCCAACUUUUGACAAUCAAGUGUUUUGCCUAACCAACGGAUAAGCUCCAAAAUCUCCAUGUAUAAUCUUACCAUAUAGGCAUAUACAACCAAUCAUCCUAUAUGGAGCUUGAUACCACUUUCGUAGUUACACAAGGGUUACUGCUUUUAUUCUUACGUGGGAAAAGGAGUCCUAGUAAAUUUAGUGUUUAAUUUUUUGAACAAAUAGAUAAUUGGAUUUUUCUUAGGAAGCCAACUACUGAUAUAUCAGUAUGGUUUUAGAAAAUUUUCUUAUCUGUUUUGUUCUACUCUGGGUGUGUAUAUGUGUUUACGAGAUGUCACUUCUAGUGUUAUGAGUCCUAUAUUUUACGAGGAACCUUUAAGUCAUCUGCUGACUGCUUCCGUUGGGCUUUUGUCAUUAAGUUUGCAUUUCUUUUGACUUGUGAUUUUUCAAUGUCGAUCUAGUACUUCAAUGGCACUUAAUUGCACUUUUGUAACUUAUGCAAGUCAAUAAAGUCUCUGGAAGUAGGAUUAUUUUGUCAAUUAUUUACGGGACUCUGGUGAAAUGUAUUUUUAGCCAGGUAAAACGCAAUUUUCUUUUGCCCAUUGAGCUCCUGGCUUCAUUUGCUUGUUUAUGACAUCCUCAUUUUCAUAACUUCACUUCUUUUAAUCUUUUUAAAGUUAUCAUGGACCACUUCCUCUAGAAACAAAGUGGAAGGAGGAGAUAGAGAGAGUUUGGUCGCAUAUAUUCAGAGGAAAUUGCUUGGUACAUGGGCCUUGAUCUGGGAAGAAUCAAAAUAAAGCGGUUCGCUGAUGGCGAGAUUUAUGUUCAGUUGCAAGAAAGCGUUAGAGGGUGUGAUGUGUACUUAGUGCAGCCCACCUGCCCUCCAGCAAAUGAAAAUCUCAUGGAACUUUUGAUUAUGAUAGAUGCUUGUCGAAGGGCAUCGGCUAAAAAUAUCACUGCUGUGAUUCCAUAUUUUGGGUAUGCCAGAGCUGAUAGAAAGACACAAGGGCGUGAAUCCAUUGCUGCAAAACUUGUAGCAAACCUAAUCACAGAAGCAGGUGCAGAUCGUGUUCUUGCUUGUGAUCUUCAUUCCGGGCAGUCCAUGGGUUACUUUGACAUUCCAGUGGAUCACGUAUACUGUCAGCCUGUGAUUCUCGAUUAUCUUGCUAGCAAGACAAUUUGUUCCAAUGAUUUGGUAGUGGUCUCACCUGAUGUUGGAGGAGUCGCUAGAGCACGUGCUUUUGCAAAGAAAUUAUCUGAUGCGCCUUUAGCUAUUGUGGAUAAAAGACGUUAUGGCCACAAUCUUGCUGAGGUGAUGAAUCUAAUCGGUGAUGUUAAAGGAAAAGUUGCAGUUAUGGUGGAUGACAUGAUUGACACUGCUGGUACUAUUGCAAAAGGUGCAGCUCUGUUACAUGAUGAGGGGGCCAGGGAAGUCUAUGCUUGCAGCACUCAUGCUGUUUUCAGCCCUCCUGCAGUUGAAAGGUUGUCUAGCGGCCUGUUUCAAGAGGUCAUCAUCACAAACACAAUUCCGGUGAUGGAGAAGAACUACUUCCCACAGUUGACAGUGCUUUCAGUCGCAAACUUACUGGGUGAAACCAUUUGGCGGGUCCACGAUGAUUGUUCAGUGAGCAGCAUUUUUCAGUGACAUCUAUCUUCAUAUCUAGUGAUUGAACUUCCCGCCAUUUGCGUUGGUGGUGAAUGGUUCAUGUCUCUUCCCUUUGUCUAUCAGAUUUGUUUCCUUGUACCCUUUCCCUUACCCCCUCCCCUCCGUUUACCAAACUGCACCCCACUCCACCCCCUCCCCCCACUCCACCUAUGCUUUGCCUCCUUAAAGGGGAUUUGGGGUGGGUGUUGCGCGGCCUUAAUGGGCUGCAUCUGGGCCAGCUAAGUUGGUCCAAAUUCUAUAUUUUCAAGGGCUUGCAGAGCAGAUCAUUCAGUUGAAGAUCGACGUAAGUUCUUGUUUUUGUCUUAUUGCCGGAUGUUCUGCUAUGGAAUUCCUAGAAAAUGAUAAGUUCAGAUCACAUUGUGCGUCCAAAAAGCCACACAACAUGGUGUUGUGCGCUGUGCGUUCCCUGUUAAAAUGGUUAGGACAGCUUUUAUCAGCAUUUCAACCAGAGCUGCUUGAAGAGCUACUGGUUUUUAUUUCUCCACAUUCAUUCUCUCCCCUGUAAAUUCGAGUGCCUGGAUUUUUUCAAUUAUGCAGGCUAGGCAUUCGGGGAUGAAAACCCAAGUAUUCGAUAUCAAAUUUAGAAAUAUAUUGUUUGUGUAGGACAUACUUGAUCAAACAUUAUGAUAUCUGUAAUUUGAUUAUCCAAGUGAUUAGUUACAAAUA
Rhododendron vialii is the source of this 2954-nucleotide messenger RNA. Its product is annotated as ribose-phosphate pyrophosphokinase 1. Bases 1389 to 2267 code for a protein of 292 amino acids. The transcript has 7 exons. Gene Ontology annotation, biological process: purine nucleotide biosynthetic process; 5-phosphoribose 1-diphosphate biosynthetic process; ribonucleoside monophosphate biosynthetic process. Gene Ontology annotation, molecular function: ribose phosphate diphosphokinase activity; magnesium ion binding. The record is from RefSeq and is a predicted model, not a curated record. Gene Ontology annotation, cellular component: ribose phosphate diphosphokinase complex; cytoplasm. NCBI's taxonomy places the organism in Eukaryota, Viridiplantae, Streptophyta, Magnoliopsida, Ericales, Ericaceae.